AGAGGGCGGUCCCAAGGCUGGACCCACAGCCCGUGCCUGAUCCCGCAUCCCAGAGCGGCUCCGGGCGCCCCACGGGAUGGACUGCGGCGUCAUCACCUCCAAAACCGUGUUGCUGCUGCUCAGCCUCGGCUUCUGGGCAGCAGCAGCAGGUCUCAGCUAUGUCGGGGCGUAUGUCAUUAACACCUACAAGAGCUAUGACAACUUUCUGCAGGACAAGUACGCUCUCUUGCCUGCCGUCAUCAUUAUUUGCGUCGCUGUGGUGAUGUUCAUCAUCGGGUUGAUAGGCUGCUGUGCCACCUUCCGGGAGUCUCGAGUCGGCCUCGGGCUGUUCUUAGCCAUUAUCCUGGUUAUCUUUAUCGCAGAAGUAUCCGCUUUUGUCCUGGGAUUUGUUUACAGGGAAAAGGUAAAAACUGAUGUGCAGGACACAAUGCGCUCAGUCUUUGAGAAGUACGAUAGCAGUAAUCCAGAGUCUACUGUUGUGGAUUACUUGCAAGAACAGCUCCAUUGUUGUGGGGUGAAGAACUACAGUGACUGGACAACCACGCAGUGGUUUAAUUCCACUGGUAACAACAGUGUCCCCUUGAGCUGCUGCAGAGAAGACAUGAAGAACUGCACAGGGCGCCUGGAUCAGCCAGAGGAGCUCAAUAGGCAGGGCUGUGCAGGGGAGCUGGAGUCUGGGCUGCAGAGCGUUAUCAGCUAUGCUAUGCUUGUGAUCUUGGGGUUUGCCAUUGUAAAGUUCUUUGGCAUGCUGAGUGUCUGUGUGCUCACUUGCAAGAGAGAAGACAGCGGAUACCAGCCUCUCUACUCAGGGGUGUUUGCUUGAUAAAACUCAAAGAUCACUUUUUGUUUUGCUCCCUGGGGAUAAAAUAGACUCAUAAGGAUGUAAUGCUAAAGGACAACUCAUGACAUUCUCACCAAGCAUUUUAUUUCAUGUAUUUGAAACAGAGAGUGUUGUGUGUUGACUUGGUAAAGCUUCUUGCGGGUGGUGUGAAAUGGUAAUUUCGAUGCUCAGCACCCUACAGUAACAUACCCUGACCUUGCCUACCACAGCCUUCUGUACGGUCACUGUGAUUCGGAUUUGUGACUUCAGACAGCAUCUGACGUAAAAGCAUCUUAACUUCUGCAAUUCUUCCCUCUGCCCUUAAAACAUGCAGAAGAAAUGUUAUUUUUUAAUCAUCACUAAACCGACUGAGACUGCGGGAGGGGUUUCAGUUGUCUCAGAUUAUUCCCAUGGCAUGGUCAAACAACAAAAGAAGCCUUGGAAUGCCAGGUUCAAAUAUUCUUCAUAAGCACGGGGAUUUAGAAUAAGUUUUCUGUAUCUGAUGGUGUUUCUAUUUCUGUUUUCUCCUUUUUAUGGUCAUACAUUGUAAUUCGGUUCACAGCACAGCUGGUUACUGCAAGACACCCCCGUGUUUGAGGUCUAGAAGAGAUAUUUGAGUUGUUUUUUGAGGCAGCCGGCAAAUGUGAACAGUCCCAGGUUAGGAGGGGAUGUGUGUUUUGAGCCUGUGGGCUCAGGACAUCUUUCUUUGUCUUGGCUUUUUUGUCCUUUUUUAUUAUUAUUUGACAUUAAAAAUUACUUAUGAAGCAGGGCUCUUGAAG
Molecule: messenger RNA, 1599 nt
Organism: Cuculus canorus (common cuckoo)
Lineage: Eukaryota; Metazoa; Chordata; Aves; Cuculiformes; Cuculidae
Product: tetraspanin-36
Exons: 7
Coding region: 77-823 (248 amino acids)
Biological process (GO): protein maturation; regulation of vascular endothelial growth factor signaling pathway; protein localization to plasma membrane
Cellular component (GO): membrane
Source: RefSeq, a predicted model, not a curated record